CGCGUCCGCUUCCGGCUUCCCUUGCUCCCCUGGAAUUCCGCGCGACGUCGCCGUCAGUCACCCGGCAGUUCGCUCGCGCAGGUCAUCGUCUCCCCGAUGACCGAAACGGUUACUCCCCCUAGUCGCACCAGUCACCACCACCACCAGUCCACCACCAGCGCCGAGCAGUUAGCCAGUUGCCACUACUCCCCGCAUCGCUAAUUGCUCUAGGACGUGUCUCGUUAAUCCUCCCCAUUCCUCAUACCGCCCGAUCCUACCUCCCCAACCGCCAAUCGCAGCCAUGUCCUCUUCCUCCACCUCCUCCUGCCACGGCAGCGGGAACCCUAGCCCCCCCGCAGCGGCGGGGGCCGUGUCGGUGGCGGCGGCGGCGGCGGGCCCCGCGGCGUGGCCCAGGCGGCAGUGCCGGGACGUGUUCUGGCUGGUGGUCUUCCUCCUCCACCUGCUCGUCUUCGGCGCCGCGCUCGCGCUCUUCGGCCUCAACCGCUUCCACCAGGCCGACCGCUUCAACAUCGGCCGCUACGCCAACCUCACCGCGGAGCCCUGGGGCACCCCCGCAGGCCCGCCGGACCCCGCGCCCGCGCCGCCGCCGCCCUCCGUCUACCGCUCCGAGGACCCCUCCGUGCCGCCGUCCGAGCUCACCGAGACGUACUGGAAGUACUACGGCGCCGCGGGGGCUGUCGGGGCCGCGCUCGCGUGCGCGUGGCUGGCGGCGGCGGCCUGGAGGAAGGAUGGCGGCAAGGUGGUCAUGCGGACCGCCGUGCACUGCCUCACGGCGUACCUCGCGGUCGUCAGCGUCCUGUGCUUCUGGGGGAAGCACUUCUUCUGGGGCGUCGCUCUGGCCGUCGGCGCCGGCCUGCACUUCCUCUACGUCAUGUCUGUGCUCGAUAGGUUUCCCUUCACAAUGCUAGUACUGCAGAAGGCAGUAAGAAUGGUACGGGAACUUCCUGAUGUUAUGAGAAUUGCUUAUGCAUUUGUGCUAGUCAUGCUUUGUUGGAUGGCAUUAUGGUCCUUUGGAAUUUCUGGCAUUGUUGCCUUUGGCAUACCAAAUGGUGGGCAAUGGUGGCUUCUUUUGAUUUUUUCAGUCAGUUUAUUUUGGACUGGAGCUGUUCUUAGCAAUACAGUCCAUGUCAUUGUCUCAGGGAUGGUUUUCCUCGUUCUCAUUCAUGGUGGUCCAGCUGCUGCAACAAUGCCCCCAAAACCUCUUCUGAAAUCUCUUCAGUAUGCUGUGACAACUUCAUUUGGAAGCAUUUGCUAUGGAUCGCUUUUUACCGCUGCUAUUAGGACUUUGCGAUGGGAGAUUCGUGGAAUUCGUUCUAAAAUUGGCAGCAAUGAGUGUUUGCUAUGUUGUAUUGAUUUUUUGUUUCAUAUUGUGGAGACCCUUGUUCGCUUCUUCAACAAAUAUGCAUAUGUACAGAUAGCAGUUAAUGGACAGAGUUUCAAUCGCUCAGCUAGGGAUGCUUGGGAGCUGUUUCAAUCCACAGGCAUCGAAUCACUUGUUGCUUAUGACUGUUCAGGUGCUAUCCUUCUAAUGAGCACCAUUUUAGGUGGAUUGAUUACUGGAACCUGCAUGGGCGUUUGGACAUAUUUCAAACAAAGUGAUAAAGCUGUUAUGGUUGGUUCAACAUCCAUGCUGAUGGGUAUGAUACUGGUUGGACUAACUGUUGUGGUUGUGGAAAGUGCUGUUACAUCAAUAUACAUAUGCUAUGCCGAGGAUCCCCUUUUGAUUCAGAGAUGGGAUCCCGAAUUUUUUGAACAAAUGUCAGAAGCGCUACACCAGCGGCUGCAGUACCGAAGCGCGCGAGCUCGUCAAAUAUUGAAUGGGCGGCUUGAUCAUUUGCCACAUACGUCCAGUAUUUGAAUGAAUUGCGUGCCAGAUAUUGAUUAUCUCUGUGAAUCCAUUGAUACGUGGGCAGACAUUUACAGAAGAUUUGGAUCUCCCUGCCAUUGAAAUAUAUAGACCAAGGAAGAUAUUCGAAGCCAUUGACGUUCCGAGAACUGGAGUGCCCCAGCAAUCUUGUACGCCUUCAAGAACAAAAUGUUUUCAAAUCCAAAUGAAGCCGUAAUGUGGAUGCUCAUGCUUCUUUGGUACUGCACCAUCGUUUUUUUUAUUUGUGUAAGGCUUUUCUGGUAAGGUAGAUACUAUUAAAUCCAUUUCGAGAUUUGUGAUGCAGAAUGUGUCCGGUUUCAACAUCAGUGCGGGUUAGUGUGGCAAUGUGAUAGGUUUUUGUCUUCCUUUUGUAGCCUUAGCGCUACAAUACGAUAAACUAUGGAGAGGAACAGCAUCAUGGUCGCUACUUGGCCGGUUGUACAUAAC
This is a messenger RNA of Zea mays, 2314 nucleotides long. RefSeq lists its product as uncharacterized. Gene Ontology annotation, molecular function: transmembrane transporter activity. Bases 281 to 1858 code for a protein of 525 amino acids. The record is from RefSeq and is marked validated. Gene Ontology annotation, biological process: transmembrane transport. NCBI's taxonomy places the organism in Eukaryota, Viridiplantae, Streptophyta, Magnoliopsida, Poales, Poaceae. Gene Ontology annotation, cellular component: membrane. The transcript has 6 exons.